GAAACGAGAGACCGCGUUACUCCGUUACCUGCAGAGUGUUUGUAGAGGACUAGCGGCACCGCGGCGGGGGAGGACCCAUGAAGCCCGCUGACCGCCGCGAGAAGUGAGGGAGGAAAGUUGUGUCAAGUUUUGUGACACGGAGGUGAAAACUUCGUGCGUCCAUACCGACGGUUAGCAGCUCGGAGACGGGGAAGAUGGCGCGGCGCUGCGGCGGUGCCACGACUCGGUUUCCUGAGGAAAUACAGAAAAAUGCCAGAAAGAUAGCGACGACCGCAGUUUUGUUAUGUUUGAGUCUCCUCUUCCCGUCUGCGGCGGAGGCUGGACUGUACAGCGCUUCUGACCAGGUCGUCUUGUUGACUCCGGGAAAUGUGGAGUCGGUUUUAAUCAACUCCACGGCGGCGAUUUUUGCGGAGUUUUAUGCUUCGUGGUGCGGACACUGUAUCGCCUUUUCUCCCGUCUACAAAAGUCUGGCGAGAGACAUUUCAGAGUGGAAGCCAGCUGUGGACCUGGCAGCUAUUGACUGUGCUGAAGAUGAGAACAGAAAGGUCUGCACGGCCUUUGGCAUCAGAUCGUAUCCAACUAUCAAGUUCUUCCAUGCUUAUUCCAAGCCUGAGUCGAAAGGACAGGCCUUUAAAGCUGCGACUCAUGAUGUGCGGGUCCUCCGUCAGAGGAUCAUCGACAAACUGGAAAGCCAUGAGGAGCCGUGGCCCCCCGCCUGUCCCCCACUGGAGCCCACCAGCCAAACCGAGAUCGACAGCUUCUUUGAGACCAACAACGUUCAAUACCUGGCUCUGAUCUUCGAGGAGACUAAAUCCUACAUCGGCCGAGAGGUAACACUCGACCUGUUACAGUUUGAGACUGUCGCAGUGCGGAGAGUCCUGAGCACUGAGAACGCUCUGGUCACCAAACUGGGAGUGACAGAGUUUCCAUCCUGCUACCUUUACUCUCCUGAAGGCAAUUUCACCAGACUUGAAGUCAACAUUGAGGCUCGUACUUUCUACUCUUACGCCCUCCAGAGGCUGCCGGGAGUGACGCGGUCGGGGAAGCCUCCACCGGUCACCGCAGACGUCCUCGCCAACAACACUCAAGAGCCCUGGAAACCCUUCAACGGGUCCAAGGUGUACAUGGCCGACCUGGAGUCGACGCUGCACUUCUCUCUGCGCGUGGAGCUGGCUGCUCACACUGUCAUCAAAGGAGAAGCCCUGUCUUCUCUCAAUGACUACAUCUCUGUCCUGGCGAAGUAUUUUCCAGGCCGUCCAGUGGUGAUGAACCUUUUGAAGUCUUUAAACGCUCGGCUACAGAACCAGACUGGCGAUGAGAUUUCCUACGAGGCAAUCAGAGAGAUACUGGAUAACUCGGCUCAGUCUGCAGACACAGCCUUGCCUGAAGGAGUGAGAUGGGUGGGCUGCCAGGGUUCACAACCCCACCUUAGACGUUACCCUUGCGGCAUGUGGAUUCUCUUCCAUGUUCUCACUGUCCAGGCCAAGAACUCAGGAGGCACAGAUCCCAGGGAGGUGCUGAGUGCGAUGAGAAAAUAUGUCCACAGCUUCUUUGGCUGCACGCUGUGUGCCGAGCACUUUGAGAUCAUGGCGAGGGAGAGUUUGUCGGAGGUGAACACGUUCUCGUCAGCGGUGCUGUGGCUGUGGUCGAGACACAACCGCGUCAACAACAGACUGGCAGGUGCUUUAAGUGAAGACCCCAACUUCCCAAAGAUCCAGUGGCCUUCCCCAGAAACGUGCCCAGCCUGCCAUUCGGUGAAGGAGAACGGGGAGCACAGGUGGAGCCAGGAGAAGGUUCUUCCCUUCCUCAUGUCCCACUUCUCAUCCAGCAAUAUCCUCCCAGACUACCUCGAGAGCGAAAGCCAGAUCCUGGUGAACCAGAGGGAAAAACAUGCGAGUCAGCAGCGAGCUUUAGAAGCUCAGGAACGUGUGCAGAGGAAGGCCCGGGAGGCCGUGGACUCCAUGACGCAUCCUCCGCCAUCGCAAUCCACUGUGCAGGACGAGGACGAGGAGGAGGAAGAGGAGGAAGAGGGGCCGCAGGAUGAAGAGGAGGAAGGUGGAGACACUGCUGCAGGAGAGGGUAAAACAUCGGAGACGACCCCCUGGGCCAAACCUGAAAUGGAGGUGGGUCGAGGCCGGCGGCAGGCCCGCAGGAAGCCGAGCAUCGUGGCUUUGAGGAUGCGAGAGCUGCAGGAGGACAUCGUGGACCUGGACUCCUUCGUCAACCAGCACUACAAGGCCAAGGCGCUGCAGCUGGCGGCCUCCAGCCGGGUCAAGCGGCGCACCCUGCAGAGGAAAGAGGAGCAGGAUCCGGGGCCCGUGUUUGGGCUCGGCGUGGAGCUGGACGCCGGGCUCGGGAUGGCGGGCCUGCAGCCUGUGGAGGCAGACUUUAUGCUGGACAUGGGGCAGCAGAGGAAGCAGCUGCAGAGGCGAGAACUGACCGGCCAGCACUUCUUUGAGGAGGCCGAGUUGAGCCAAAGGCAACGCUGGAUGUCUGUCCUGAACAUUGGAUUCUCCAAAGUGGACAUCAGCCUGUGUGUCAUCCUUUAUUUCCUUUCCUCCAUGUGUCUUCUGGUCAUGUAUCUUUUCUUCAAAAACCGCCUCAGGCUACGGCGGGAUAAAGUCGCCCUACCCUGAACCUAAGUGUAUCCAAAUUUCAGUCAGCAAGGCUUAGCGUUGGUCCGGUUGGGUUACUGUGGGGCGGUCCUCGGCGGUCCGCUCCACCGGGACCUGCAGCCAAGGCAGCCCUGAAUGUCGUGGGUGUGUCUGAAUGGGGUGGAGGGAAAAGAGAAAAUUAUCAUAAUCUUUUAUUUUCGUUUGAUCAUCAAAUUAAACCCAAUAUGAGAUUAAUUAAAUUUUUUUAUUUGAAUGAAUUAACUGCAACUAAAGCAUUUCUACAAGGUGAUUUUAGUUGCUUUUCUAAAGUCUUGGUCAUUUGUAACAGUUUGAUUUCUUUCUUUUUGAUCUUUUUGAUAAGGCCUCCAAGACCUCCUAAACUUCUUCUGUGUACUGGUGACCAAAAUAUAUAUUUUUAUUUCAGUCACAAUUUUUAUAUUGUACUCGUUAAAAUAUUUGAAUCAUUUAAAUUACUCAAAUAGGUUAAAACAAGUCCUGUUAAAUCUUAAACUACAGAGUAACUGUUUUCCCUCCAAAUAAAUAAAUGAGGUGUAUUUGUUUAAGAUAAUUAAUGAAGUAUUAAAUGAAAUGUCACAGCAUUUCUUUAACAUUGAGACCGGGCAGUCCCUCACUGCGCUGCGUCACAUCGCUGAAUGCUGUGACCAGCAGGUCCACUAACUUUCCCCCCAGAGCAGCGGAGCAGCUGUGUGCUGCUCCUCUCCUCCGAGGUGGUUUACUGUCCAUCACACUGUCGCAUCUUAUCCUAUGACAUCACACCGCUGAGUCCGCACAACCGCUCCUCUGGUUGUUUGUGUCGUGGAGCGAGUGGCGCAUAUGUUCACGCUGGACAAGGUUUUAGAAUAAGCGGGAUUUGUUUUGGGCUUUUGUCCACGAUGUAAAUCCUCGGCCGGUCGUCUCAAAAACACUGUUUUCUGUUUGGCUUCUUCGCUUUUGUCUGAAUCAAUAAAAUUAUUUUUGAUAAGGA
Messenger RNA from Pseudoliparis swirei, 3600 nucleotides. RefSeq names its product quiescin Q6 sulfhydryl oxidase 1 (gene qsox1). The record is from RefSeq and is a predicted model, not a curated record. NCBI's taxonomy places the organism in Eukaryota, Metazoa, Chordata, Actinopteri, Perciformes, Liparidae. Gene Ontology annotation, biological process: protein folding. Gene Ontology annotation, molecular function: protein disulfide isomerase activity; flavin-dependent sulfhydryl oxidase activity. The coding region runs from base 195 to 2636 and encodes 813 amino acids. Gene Ontology annotation, cellular component: Golgi membrane. The transcript is spliced from 13 exons.